Melopsittacus undulatus (budgerigar) is the source of this 1325-nucleotide messenger RNA. It is a transcript of the gene INIP, whose product is annotated as INTS3 and NABP interacting protein. The transcript is spliced from 9 exons. Lineage: Eukaryota; Metazoa; Chordata; Aves; Psittaciformes; Psittaculidae. Gene Ontology annotation, cellular component: nucleus; SOSS complex; nucleoplasm. Gene Ontology annotation, biological process: DNA repair. The record is from RefSeq and is a predicted model, not a curated record. Bases 785 to 1009 code for a protein of 74 amino acids.
GGAAGGGGUGGGGCGGCAUGGCCGCGGUGCCGCCGGGCUGCGGCUAGGGGCGGGUAGGCGGGCAGGAACGGAGCCGGAGCCGUCGGGCAGGACUCGGUGCUCCCAUCCCUGCCCUCCACCCGGCUGAGCUGGAGCCCUUGGCGCUGCGCUUCAUAGCCAGGCACCUUAAUGGAAGCAGAAGUUGAUGGUGGCCCGAGAUAUUUGUGGUGUUAAAAGAGUUGAACUGCAGCUGAAUAAAACAAGGACUGAAAAUUAAAGGAUGGCAGCAAAUCCAUCAGGACAAGCAAGGCUACAGCAUACCUUACGUGCUACUAAAUUAAAGACUUCGACAAGGUCUGCUUCUAUCCUGGUGGUUGUUUAUCCUUUUGGCCUAAAGCUGCCUUGAACGGGUCAGUUUCUGUUGAACCUCUUGUGUCUGCAAGGCAGAGAAGAAUAUUAGUGAACUGCGGUAUUCGUGAACUGUUUGAACUCAAAAUAGUACUGCAACUUGGCCAAGUUAAGUUUGAACUUGAAGCUUUAUUAAGAAGCUGCUAUGUUUGAAAAUCUACGCUUCCUUUCACAGAGUUUCUGCCAUAAGAUACUAUAGCAAGACUCGUACUAAAAUAGAAGACAGUGAUAAUCUUGCACUGUUCCUGAUUUCAGUUUAAAAUCAGCAUUUAAAAUACUAUUCUUACACAUCUCAAGCCCUUCUGAAUCACACCAUCUGCUCCAUAAUAAAUGUUUCCAGAAUAAAAAUAGGGUUGCAAUCCUGGCAGAACUAGACAAGGAGAAGAGAAAGUUACUUAUGCAAAACCAGUCUUCCACAAAUCACCCUGGAGCCAGCAUUGCACUUGCAAGAUCACCUCUGAACAAGGAUUUCCGUGAUCAUGCUGAGCAACAGCACAUCGCAGCACAACAGAAGGCUGCACUGCAGCACGCACAUGCACAUUCCUCAGGAUACUUCAUAACUCAAGACUCUGCAUUUGGAAAUCUUAUUCUUCCAGUCUUACCUCGACUUGAGGCAGAAUGAGGAAUCAUGUUUCUCAGAACUUCAAGGGUCUGGUUUUGGCCAUACCAGGAACUGCCUGACCUUUAAUUUCUUUACUUAUCUUAAAACCUAUUUUUUUCUGGAUUUCUGCGGUUGCCUUUUGGGAAUGUCAGCCCUAGUGAUGAAAAAGCAAUGUUGUUGAACAGUGAUUUUUAUCCUGUAUUUCUGUUCCUAUGUCAGGUCAAAAUCAGACUUAAGACUUCCUUGAUGCGUGAAGUGCAUAGGAAUUGCUCUUCCCUAUUUCUGUGCUUCCUUUAAAUAAAUUUAAAACCAGAGUCAUCAAGAGAUGCACAACCUA